GAAGUUUCUGGAAGCUUGGUUUGACCUCCGUAUAAAAUCGGCCAUUUCCGAAAUUUUUCACGAUUUGUUCAUUGCAGUUGUUGUAGGUUACAACUAAUUUUUAAGUUCGUAUUUAAAGUUGUGUGUUCAAUCGAAAAAGUAAUAAAAUAAGAAAAAUGGCAAAAGCACCAGCAGUUGGUAUUGAUUUGGGAACAACUUAUUCCUGUGUCGGGGUGUUCCAGCACGGGAAGGUCGAAAUUAUUGCAAAUGACCAAGGUAACAGGACGACACCUUCAUAUGUCGCCUUCACAGAUACCGAGCGUCUCAUCGGAGAUGCCGCUAAGAACCAGGUUGCCAUGAACCCCAACAACACAGUUUUUGAUGCGAAGCGGUUAAUUGGACGUAGGUUCGACGAUCCCGCAAUACAAGCGGAUAUGAAACACUGGCCUUUCGACGUGGUGAAUGAUAAUGGGAAACCCAAAAUUAAAGUAGACUACAAGGGAGAAUCGAAAACAUUCUUCCCAGAAGAAAUCAGCUCCAUGGUCCUCACUAAGAUGAAGGAAACUGCAGAAGCAUACUUGGGCAAAAAUGUUACCAACGCUGUCAUCACAGUGCCUGCCUACUUUAACGAUUCACAGCGUCAAGCCACAAAAGAUGCGGGAACCAUCUCAGGUCUGCAAGUUCUACGUAUUAUUAAUGAACCUACUGCAGCUGCCAUCGCGUAUGGUCUCGAUAAAAAAGGGCACGGGGAACGCAACGUCCUCAUUUUCGAUUUGGGCGGUGGUACUUUCGAUGUGUCAAUUUUGACAAUCGAAGAUGGUAUUUUUGAAGUGAAAUCUACUGCCGGAGACACUCACUUGGGUGGUGAAGAUUUCGACAACAGAAUGGUCAACCACUUUGUACAAGAGUUCAAACGCAAGUACAAAAAAGACCUGACCAGCAACAAACGUGCCUUAAGAAGAUUGAGGACGGCGUGUGAAAGGGCGAAACGUACCCUUUCAUCAUCCACCCAAGCCAGCAUAGAAAUUGAUUCCCUGUUUGAGGGCAUCGAUUUUUACACCUCGAUCACCCGUGCCCGUUUUGAGGAAUUGAACGCCGAUUUGUUCCGUUCCACCAUGGAACCGGUCGAGAAGGCCAUACGCGACGCCAAAAUGGACAAAGCCCAAGUCCACGACAUCGUCCUCGUCGGGGGCUCCACCCGUAUCCCCAAAGUACAGAAGCUCCUCCAAGAUUUCUUCAACGGAAAAGAAUUGAACAAGUCCAUCAACCCCGACGAAGCCGUGGCCUACGGAGCUGCAGUACAGGCCGCCAUUUUACACGGAGACAAGUCCGAAGAAGUCCAGGAUUUGCUGUUGCUGGACGUUACUCCGCUGUCGUUGGGUAUCGAAACGGCAGGAGGCGUGAUGACUGCCUUGAUCAAACGAAACACCACCAUUCCCACCAAGCAAACCCAGACCUUUACCACAUACUCGGAUAAUCAGCCAGGAGUACUUAUUCAGGUAUAUGAAGGUGAACGUGCCAUGACAAAGGAUAACAAUCUCCUUGGUAAAUUCGAAUUGACCGGCAUCCCACCCGCGCCUAGAGGUGUUCCUCAAAUCGAGGUAACCUUCGAUAUCGACGCCAACGGUAUUUUGAACGUCACCGCCAUCGAAAAGUCCACCAACAAGGAGAACAAGAUCACCAUCACCAACGAUAAGGGGCGUCUCAGCAAAGAGGAUAUCGAACGCAUGGUUAAUGAAGCUGAGAAAUACCGUAAUGAGGACGAGAAACAGAGGAACACGAUCUCGGCCAAAAACGCUCUCGAAUCGUAUUGUUUCAACGUCAAGAGUACCGCCGAAGACGACAAGAUCAAGGACAAGAUUAGCGAGAGCGACAAGCAGACCGUCUUGGAGAAGUGCAACGAGGUCAUCGCUUGGUUGGACGCGAACCAGUUGGCCGAAAAAGAAGAAUACGAGCACAAACAGAAGGAACUGGAAAAUAUCUGCAAUCCCAUCAUCACCAAGCUUUAUCAGGGUGCAGGAGGUGCGCCGGGCGGCGGUAUGCCGGGAGGUUUUCCUGGAGCUGGCGGUGCCGCCCCCGGAGCGGGAGCGGGAGCCGGAGGCGCCGGACCAACAAUCGAAGAAGUCGAUUAAAUCGAACAAGUCUUCGAUCAUCCGUCGUUUGACUCAGUAUUAUAAUUUUUCUUUGCGGACAAUGCUUUGAUAUUUUAUUUUCGGUUACUGUACUCCUUGUCAACUUUAAAAAUUUCGGCCACCAAAGAUUUUUUUUGUUCAAGUUUAAAUCGCAACGAUUUUUUUUUAAACAUUAAUAAACAAGUCGACGAGC
Messenger RNA from Cylas formicarius (sweet potato weevil), 2304 nucleotides. RefSeq names its product heat shock 70 kDa protein cognate 4. Bases 156 to 2111 code for a protein of 651 amino acids. The transcript is spliced from 4 exons. Gene Ontology annotation, biological process: protein refolding; vesicle-mediated transport; cellular response to unfolded protein. NCBI's taxonomy places the organism in Eukaryota, Metazoa, Arthropoda, Insecta, Coleoptera, Brentidae. Gene Ontology annotation, molecular function: ATP-dependent protein folding chaperone; heat shock protein binding; ATP binding. The record is from RefSeq and is a predicted model, not a curated record. Gene Ontology annotation, cellular component: cytoplasm; cytosol; nucleus.